CCGCAGGUGUGUCUAUUAAGGCCGUGCACAAAUGACACAGUUCCAUCAGAACUAUAAAUUCUUUUUAGCGUCUACCACACAUUUACUUUUACGAGACCACUAAACGUUGCAGCGGACGCGUAACUUUCCAGCUCUACACUCCUAUCAAGAUGGUAUCUGCUGGCCUUCAGUUGCUGGGAAUCUCCCUGGCUGUGGUAGGCUGGGUGGGGGCUAUUGUGACCUGUGCCCUGCCCAUGUGGAGAGUCACCGCCUUCAUUGGGAACAACAUUGUGGUGGCACAGACCAUCUGGGAAGGCCUGUGGAUGAACUGUAUUGUCCAGAGCACUGGUCAGAUGCAAUGCAAGGUGUAUGACUCGCUGCUGGCCCUCCCUCAAGACCUGCAAGCCGCCAGGGCGCUCACUGUCAUCGCUAUCCUGCUGGCUGUACUGGCACUGUUGGUUAGCAUAGUGGGUGCCAAGUGUACCAACUGUGUGGAGGAGGAGUCUGUGAAAGCCCGUGUUAGCCAGGUGUCUGGGGUGUUGUUCCUUGUUGCCGGGGUGCUCUACCUCAUCCCAGUCUGCUGGUCAGCCAAUAGUGUCAUCAAGGACUUCUACAAUCCCCUGGUCACCGAGGCACAGAAGCGCGAGUUGGGGGCCUCCAUGUACAUCGGCUGGGGUUCCUCUGCCUUGCUGCUGCUGGGAGGCGCUCUGCUGUGCUGCUCCUGCCCACAGAAGAAUGUGAACUACUCUGCCCGCUACACUGCUGCCAGUUCUCAUCCUCGCACUGAUGUCCCAAGCAAGAAUUAUGUGUGAACAUUAUUUGGAAUGAGUUGUCACCAACUCUUGUUUUGAGCGCAUCGGUGAGGGUAGUGUUUAGUUAGUUUUGAAGACUGCCCUGAUGUGUGGUGUGUCUGUGGGUUUUUUAAAUGUAGAUUGUAUUAAGAUGUGUAUUUAAUAAAUUGGUGUUUUUAAAUCUUAUGAUAGAACUUCUGAUAACUCUUCCAUUUUAAUAAACAAUUACUAAAUUAA
Messenger RNA from Acipenser ruthenus (sterlet), 1007 nucleotides. RefSeq names its product claudin-4-like. Gene Ontology annotation, molecular function: structural molecule activity. Gene Ontology annotation, cellular component: bicellular tight junction; plasma membrane. Gene Ontology annotation, biological process: cell adhesion; bicellular tight junction assembly. The coding region runs from base 150 to 791 and encodes 213 amino acids. Lineage: Eukaryota; Metazoa; Chordata; Actinopteri; Acipenseriformes; Acipenseridae. The record is from RefSeq and is a predicted model, not a curated record. The transcript has 2 exons.